Messenger RNA from Anopheles gambiae (African malaria mosquito), 597 nucleotides. RefSeq names its product NADH dehydrogenase [ubiquinone] 1 beta subcomplex subunit 1 (gene ND-MNLL). The coding region runs from base 349 to 516 and encodes 55 amino acids. The record is from RefSeq and is a predicted model, not a curated record. The transcript is spliced from 2 exons. Lineage: Eukaryota; Metazoa; Arthropoda; Insecta; Diptera; Culicidae. Gene Ontology annotation, cellular component: mitochondrion.
UCAACAGAUAAUUAAAGAAAAUCGUACUAUUUUACGCCAAAUCCAUCUGUCAAAGCGUACAAUAACAAUAGCCCGAAACGUCAGUGCGCACUUUUGACACUUACAUAAUUCGGUGCAACUUUGGAAAGCGCCAGCCAAUGAUUCGCCAGUUCUGGAACCGCUACAAGGUCGUGAUCAUCUUCCCAGCGCUCGCGUUCGGCUCGAUUGCGGCAGACUACAGCUAUACCCGGCAGUGGAAAAAGACUCGCCUGGAGCAGAUUCAGCAGCAGCAGCAGCAGGCCCAACAACAACAGCUCGCCUAAAGCAGCACUCAAUCUCAACCAACCAACGCACACGCCAAUCAACGCGAUGUUCGGGCUGAACCGUCAGUAUCUGUGGAGUGUGGUGCCGCUGUUCGGGUUCGGCGUCGGCUGGUUCCUCGACCGGAAGGAAACGGAACGCAUGACCAUGUUCCGCGACAAGAGUGCCCUGUACGGCCGCACGCUGAAGGAGGGCGAGAAGCCAUCGUGGCCUUAGGCGGGCAGCCGGAGAGCGAAAGAGAGCGAUUGAAGUACCCCCCUUCUAGAGAGCGAAAUACAUUGAUGUUGUGAACUCGGA